Messenger RNA from Penaeus vannamei (Pacific white shrimp), 1627 nucleotides. The record is from RefSeq and is a predicted model, not a curated record. Lineage: Eukaryota; Metazoa; Arthropoda; Malacostraca; Decapoda; Penaeidae.
AGGAAAGGAUUAUGGCCGUCCCUACCAGACCGACGUGGAAGAUUCCUCCUCCAGGCCGCUUCCCGGUCCCCAAGCAGGCCUCGCUCCCCACGCAGCCGCCCACCAACUCCUCCGCCAGGGUCCGCGUCGAGAAGCCCUGGAGGAACAACAACCGAGUCACCGACGUCAUGCCUCCAGGGAACACGUCGAAGAAAGCGACCUCCGACGACGCCCAGAAGGGAAGGCGCCUCAAGAACUACCCUCGUCACGGGAGUCGGUUCAAUGACACGACACUCAUCGUCGACCUCAUAAUGGACGUGGAAGGGACGGCGACGACCUGCUACCAUCGCGAGCUGUUGAGGGCAUCGGAUGUGGUUGUCGUGGUUCAUGUAUUGUUCCUAUUAGUACGAGGUUGGUUUCAGAUCAUAUAGUAAUGCUCUAAAUGCUUAGCUGUUGAAUGAAGUUACAGUAUUACUGACAAUCACAAAAGUCUUUUAGGUGGGUAGAGCUGAUGUAUUAUACCGUCAGAACAGAAAUGCAUUAAUCGACACCAAUACAUGAUAUCUUCCGCUCAAUACCACACCUGCGUUAAGAAUUUCUGGGUCUUUGUUUUUAAUGAUGAUCAGGCUUUGCUUCAAAAGAUGAUUUGAUACUUGACAUAUAAUAUCAGAGUGUAAUUGAUGUUAUACUACAGUUGCCUUUGUGCGAACUGUCUAGAAAUUGCUAAAGGAGCAUUUGACCCAGAUAUCUUAAAACUGAUUGAGGCUACAGCUUGUAAUAAGACACUCUUAUGGACACAUCAGUGGGACUAAUCCUCCCUUAAUGAAGAUGGCUGUGUAGUAUUUGUUUGUGUGUUUCAGCGACACUCACUGUUGGUGGAUAAACACCAGACGCUCAGCAUAAGAUGCCGUUUCAGUGUAUAGAUGUAUAUUUGUGAAUAAGAUGUAUAAAAUGACAUGCGGUUAUCAUAAUUUUAAGAAGAGAUGUUCAUGUUACUGUAAUUAUUAGUGGUGUAAUGUAUAAUGGUAUAGUCUUUCGAGUUAGUGAAGCGAGAGUGUGUAAUGUCAGCUUGGAUAGUUUACCAGUGCGAUGAAAAGUGUCAUAAAAAGUACUGUAAGUGUUAAUAAGAGAGUGUACAGUAGAAACCUACAUGUUAUCGCAUAUUCCACAUUCAUUUAAUCGAUGGAGCAUGCAAGUCACCUAAAACCAAACAGUAUUAGUCAUGCACAUAAUUUUGAUUGCAGUUUUAUGCCGCUUGUAUAUAAUGGGAUUAGUCAUCGCCUCUUAGAAUUUACUGAAGAAUGGAUGUUUUAAAAAGUAUAAUUUUGGUAAUAUUCUUCCCAAAUUUUGUGAAAGUCAACUACGAAUGUUAAAAAACUAAGCAUAUCAUAUGUAAUAUCAACAGUGUAAGUAUUCAGCAUACGUGUAUAUCUAAUUAUAGGGACUGGAAUCCAAUAUACGUAAUCGACCAUCGUUAGUAUUAGUAAAAUGUCAUAAGGAUUCUGUCAAUUCUCAGUCUUACAUAAGUCAGUGUUCAUGUAAUUUUGCCACUGUAUCCAUGAGCACAUACAGUGAAGUAGUCAGUAUUCAACAUGUCAGUGACGUUUGUAUUCGUAUGUAUCCACAGGCACUAUAUACUGUAUCCGUG